GAAUUAUUGCAAAAAAAUUGCCAAAAUGAUGUUAUUAUUGCCUUGUGGAAUUGUUGGAAUCGUUUAUUAUGAGAAUUAUUGUUUAUUUGUUAUAGGAGGAGGCAAUUGAAAGUAUCUAUUUUUUUUUUACUAUUUCUAUCUGCACAACUAUUGUAUCUAUAUCGUACGUUAGAAAUCCCAGUGUUUGAUUAUAUUCAAUGUGGGGAAGUAUAAUACACCUUUGGAAUACAAAUUUCGUAUCUGAAAUCUGAGUUUAUUUGUUGUUGUUUGUCAUUUUAUCGUCGUUGUCAUCAUCAUAUUCGUCAUUGUGGUGGAUUCAUAUACAAAAAAGUAUCAACUGAAGAAAUCAAAUUUGCUAAAUCCUAUCUACUCUUAAAUUGCAUCUAAUAGAUACGAACAACGACACAAGAACGCAUCAUCAUCGCAUUCAUCAUAUCGUCCCGCCGGCCGAAGUGUAUCUUUGUGUUUCUUUCAUACGGAUCGGUUCGGUUGUUUUUUGGUGUCUUUGGUUUAUCGUUGUGAGAUCGUAGAUAUACAACUCUCGUAUGAGGUGCAUUUUCUGAUGGUAUAAAAUAAUAUUUAUUUUGGAUCGCAUCCAGUGAUUUUUAAAGUGAUUUUUUUCUGUUCAAAAAAAGUAUCGAAGCCGGCAGAAGUAUCUUUUUUUUCAUUUUGUUACUAAAAAUUCAAAAAUAGUAUUUAAUUUUGUUUAUUUUUUCAACGGCAUUUUCGGCAUUUUAGAACACUUUGAUAAAGAAGAAGAAGUAGAAUUAGAAGAGAAAUAGAGAAAAAGAAUUCGAGAGUUAUUGGAUUUAUUUGCGCACAUUUUUUUCUUCUUUUUUUUGUGAUUUUUUGUUUUCAAAAACGUCAAAACACCGGAAAAGCAGUGGAACGUAACGAAUUUUAAAUUUUUUUAUACCAGAAGUGCAAGAAGCGACAGUUUUGCCGGAUCCAAUCCCAAUGAAUAACCAAAACCAAGGAUACUCAUCAUUUUAAACACAUAUUUGGACUAACAAAUAAACCAAAAUCUCAAACAAACAAACCAUAUCAACGAAAAAGAAUUUUUUACAUACAUUAUUUUGUUUAAAGGCAUGAUUGUGGACAAAACUGAAAAUGUCAGCGAACAAGCUUGGACAAAGCUAUUAGAUGAUAAGGAUACAAACGGUGCUGUGAUUGUUAAAAAUACAAACGAUACGGAUAGUAGUAAUCCCAAAGAGAGUCCAUUGUCAAUGGACCCACCACAAACAAAAAGCAAAGAGUCAAUAUUAGGUACAUUCCAUAGGCAUUUAAGGAUGUCACUUAAGGCAGUUAGUGAAUCUCCAGGACCAAUUACAAGGUACCGUCAAACACGUUUCUCCUCCCGGCGUGUUAGAAAACGUGUAAUAUUCAAACAUGGAGACUGUAAUGUUGUACAAGGCAAUGUUGCGAAACGAAGACGAAGGUAUUUACAGAAUCUCUCUCUCCUUUCAAAGGAUAUAUUCACAACGUUAGUGGACGCACAGUGGCGCUGGACCCUGCUGGUAUUCGCUCUCAGUUUUCUAUUAUCCUGGACGGCGUUCGGUUUUGUAUGGUGGACGAUAGCAUACGCACACGGUGAUCUCGAGUACAUUCAUUUGCGUGAACAAAAUGAAGAAGCUGCCGAACGCUUGAAUUUCACAAUGUGCGUUACCGAAAUUCGAAGUCUAACAUCGGCAUUCUUGUAUUCGAUUGAAACGCAACACACCAUCGGUUAUGGUAAUCGAUUUGUGACAGAAGAAUGUCCUGAAGCAAUUUUUACAAUGUGCUUCCAAUGCAUUAUGGGAGUUUUCAUUCAAGCAUUUAUGGUUGGUAUUGUUUUUGCGAAACUUUCGAGGCCAAAGAAACGCGCACAGACGUUGUUGUUUUCGAGGAAUGCGGUCAUUUGUCAUAGGGAUGGAGUGCCAUGUCUGAUGUUUCGUGUGGGUGACAUGCGGAAGAGUCAUAUUAUUGAGGCACAUGUCCGAGCGCAAAUAAUUCGCAAGAAGGUGACAAAAGAAGGAGAAAUCAUGCCUUUCUAUCAGCAGGAACUGACAGUGGGGGCUGACGGUGGUGAAGAUAGACUAAUGUUCAUCUGGCCAACGACAAUUGUACAUAAAAUCGAUAGAAAGAGUCCUUUGUAUACCUUGUCCGCAUCGGAUAUGCUGAAGGAACGUUUCGAAGUUGUCGUUAUGUUGGAAGGUGUAAUUGAGUCUACUGGUAUGACAACGCAGGCACGUUCGAGUUACCUACCAUCGGAAAUUUUAUGGGGACAUCGUUUUGUAAAUGUUGUGUCCUUCCGGAAAGAAACCGGAGAGUAUGAAGUCGAUUAUACUCUAUUUAAUAACACAUACGAUGUUGAUACACCGUUGUGUAGUUCAAGGCAACUGGAUGAAGUCAAGGCUGAAUUCAGUAAAAACAGCAAAACGGGAUUGGAACGUGCCCUUUCUGCCGGUAUCUUGCCCCGUAUUUCAUCGGCCGCUUCCCUAGAUCCUGCCAGUGAUGAGUCAUUAGACUCUGGCCGCCUGCAUAUGCGUGCAGGCUCAAUACCAAAUGGCAUCUUACCAAAUGAUGAUGCCGAUGGCCAUUCCAUAAAUAACAACAACAUCACCUGUAACACAGCAUUACUAUCGCCAAAUGGAAUAACGAUAAAUAGUAUUAAUGAAAAAUCCAGAUCCAAAUCGGUACCCAGAAGAUUGUCGAUAAAACAAAAUCAAUUAUCAGUGGAUUCAAUUUGCUGAUAUAUGUUUUCCAGUAUAAUAUAAUUUUAAAAAAUAAUAAUAUUUUAGUCAAAUACCUAUAAAUUAAAAAAAAAAAAACAAAAAAUUAUUAUAAAAAAAUAAAAGUCCUAGACAACUUCAUUAAUUAGAAUUUAGAAAAAAAAAGAAAUCAAAUCACUCUAUACUAUAUUCGUAUAUUGUGUAUAAAGAUUUUUUUCUUUCCUCCUCUCAAAAAAAAAAAACAAACAAAAAAACACUAAAUUUAAAUACAAAAUAAAACCAUUAUAUUAUUAUUUAAUAUUUAAUGUAAAUUUAAGGAAACAAAAUUUGUUAUUUUAAUUUUAUUCCAAAAAAAAAUACACUUUUCCACUUGA
This is a messenger RNA of Episyrphus balteatus (marmalade hoverfly), 3085 nucleotides long. It is a transcript of the gene Irk1, whose product is annotated as G protein-activated inward rectifier potassium channel 3. NCBI's taxonomy places the organism in Eukaryota, Metazoa, Arthropoda, Insecta, Diptera, Syrphidae. The transcript is spliced from 8 exons. The record is from RefSeq and is a predicted model, not a curated record. Gene Ontology annotation, biological process: potassium ion import across plasma membrane; regulation of monoatomic ion transmembrane transport. Gene Ontology annotation, cellular component: plasma membrane. Gene Ontology annotation, molecular function: inward rectifier potassium channel activity. The coding region runs from base 1089 to 2732 and encodes 547 amino acids.